AAUUAAUUAAUUAAUUAAUUUCAACACUUGAACUACAAGUACUAAGAUUUUGUGAUUGAUGAAAAAAACAACAACGAUGAUUCUCUCUCUAGUCUCCCCUUCAACUCAUACUCAUCUUAAUCUUACACACUUAACUCAACUACCACUAUACCAAAAUUAAUAAAUUAAACGAUGUCGGAAAAUUCCGAAAUAUCCGCGACCACAUCGUCGUCGAGAAGUCUCGGUGAGAUACCGGAAAUCUCCGCAAUACAAUUCGGAAUCGAUCUCGUUUCAGCAGCCAAGCGAAACAUCACGUUCUUGAGAACCGUUGCAGAUUCUCAAUGGCUUCACAACACACUCAUUACGGUGGAAGCAAUAAGAAGGUACCGUGAUCUAUGGAUGCCGUUGAUUUCUGAUCUGACGGUGCUAGAUUCUUCACUUCCUAUGAUUCUUCCUCCCUUUGAUGUUGAAUGGGUUUGGUUCUGUCACACUUUGAACCCUGUAAGUUACAGGGAAUACUGUGAGACAAGAUUCUCGAAACUCAUUGGGAGAGUUACUAUCUUUGACGAAGAGAAUAGAGAAUAUGCGUUGAUGCGAUGCAGAGAAAUUUGGAACAGUAAAUACCCUUUCGAGUCGUUUGAGAAUGAGGCAACUUCUGAUUCCAUGGAUUCUGAGGGAACUUUUAGUUUGAGUUUGAACGAUGAUGUUUUCAAGGAAGUUGAAAAUCAAAGGUUGUUGUGUUCUAAGUUUUUGGAGCCGUAUAGGUGUGAGUUGGUUUAUUUAAUAGCUGCGAGACAGAGAUAUAAAGCUUUCUUGUUUAUGAUACAAAGGUUCAAUUCUGAACCUUCUUCGCGUUUUGUACCUACUUCGGACAUUUUGUUGAUGUGGCUGACCCACCAGAGCUAUCCAACAGUGUAUAUGGAAGAUUUGAAAGCAUUGGCCUUAGAGGAUGAUAAUAUGCAGAAGGUUGCAACUAUUUCUGAAAUUGUGAAGGAAAAGGAGUUUGAAGAAACCACAAAAUUAUGGGAUAGGGCAUUCAAUCAACCUUAUGUGAAAGCUGGUGGAAAUGUUCCUCUGACAUUGGAAGGUGUUAUCUCAAUCCAAUCCCCUAUCACCUGGGAAGAAUCAGAGGUAGAUGUCAAUACAAAAUAUAGGUCCUUGCUCCCAAGAUUUUUACUCGAGGUUUGUGUGUUUGCGAGGCUAAAGGCAAGAAUAGAGGCAUUGCAGAAGGAUACAGUCCGUGAUUUCCUACGCCUCCGAAUGAUCAGGUGUCAUAGUGAUCUAAAGUUAGAUGAAGCCGUCUCUAAUUUCCCCUUUGAUUCAUGGAAAAAAGCCUGGCAACUUUACUGCGAGUUUGGAACCAAGGGAAUUACGCUCGAAUAUCGUCGUCAUGGUGGUAGUAACUGUCUAAAAAGAAGUAGCCUUCAAAACACUGUUUCGUUCCGGUGGAAUGAUCUAUUGAGAGCUGAUUCUUUAUCAUUGGAAAAGGAAGUUAGUCAACAGGUGAAUGUUGUUGUGUCAAUUACCCCACCAGUUCAGGCACCGUACCUGUUGAAAUGUGUGCCCGAUCGAGUCACGGAUGAUUCAGGGGCGAUGAUAUCCGAUGUGUUUCUAAAGAUGAAUAGUUAUCGCCCACAAGAAGGACGGUGGUUGUGUCGCACAGUUCUUGAUCAUGCAGGGAGGGUGUGCUUUGUUAUUAGAAUGAGGGUAGGAGGAGGAUUUUGGAGAAGAGGAGGUGAAACUCCUUCAGCUAUAAAAUGGGAAGAUAGGAUUAUAGAGAUACGCGAAGGAUCUUGGUCUUACGUUGCUGGUUCCAUUGGUAGAGCUCCUGAGAAGGUUGUGGCCACUGCAACACCAAAGGAAUGUGCAGAACAAUGUAAAGCCGUAUGGUGCUUUUCAACAGGAGAUGAACUGAUUAUACAGUGGGAUUCAUCACUAUCAGUAUCAAGUCUCACAUUUAGUUUAACAACAAGUCAGACAUCUCCAGAGUCAUCGGUGAAGUUAUUGAAAGGGAGGCAAAUGCAAUAUGAAGUGAAAAAAACAAAGUCAAAGAACAAAAGUGAAGAAACGAAUAGCGAGUCAGAGGAGGACGAGAACGAUUUUCUAACGCUAGUACGUUUCACCGAAGACAACCCAGAUGGAAAAGCAACAGCUCUUCUAAAUUGGCGGUUAUUGGUCAUUGAAGUAUUGCCAGAAGAAGAUGCGGUACUGACGCUUCUCCUUUGCAUUUCAAUACUGAAAAGUAUAUCUGAAAUGAAAAAACAAGAUGUAGGAGGCUUGUUGGUGAGGAGAAGAUUAAAGCAAGCAGAGUUUGGUACUAAGGAUUUAGGUUCUGUGAUACUUCAUCCAUCUUCAUUUGGUGAUUCACCUUAUGAUCUUCAACCUUGGUAUUGGAAUGCUGGGCUUGUUAUGAAAAUUGAUGCAGGAGAUCAAAUCAAAAGACAGCCAGCAUUAAGUCAUUCAGCAGUGGAAGGCAGUGACAAGUUAUAUAAGCAUGGGAUUAUCAGUUAAGCCUUUUUUUGGCUUUCCAAUUUUAGCUUGCUUGAUUGUUGUUAUUAUUAUUAUUAUUGAAUUUUUUUUUCUUUGAGCUGUUCAUAUUUUUUAGGAAUUCAAAAUUCCGAGUCCUGAAGUUUUUUGGAACACACCAUAGGUUAUAAAUUAAAAUUUGUGUAAUAGAAUUAAAUUAUGGACGGGUUUGAUUGUGAGCAUUUUUGUAACCGUGGUUGAAUGUAAGUACAAAGUAUAUUCAAACUCAAUGGAGUCACUGAAAUUUAGUUUUA
Messenger RNA from Cicer arietinum (chickpea), 2759 nucleotides. RefSeq names its product glycine-rich domain-containing protein 2. Lineage: Eukaryota; Viridiplantae; Streptophyta; Magnoliopsida; Fabales; Fabaceae. The record is from RefSeq and is a predicted model, not a curated record.